Molecule: messenger RNA, 1128 nt
Organism: Volvox carteri f. nagariensis
Lineage: Eukaryota; Viridiplantae; Chlorophyta; Chlorophyceae; Chlamydomonadales; Volvocaceae
Exons: 4
Coding region: 1-1128 (375 amino acids)
Source: RefSeq, a predicted model, not a curated record
AUGUCCUAUUGGCCGAAGGCGACAUGGAUAGAGUCGCUCGACCACUUGCCCGGCCUCAACCUAACGGAAAAGGCUCGCGCUCGUGUCAUCAUACUCUCCAAGCCGCGCGAAGACCGCGAGCUCUAUUUUGCGGGCACCUAUGCCGAGGCCGCGGCCACAAUCAAGGCCCUUCUCAGGGAAACACCUCAGAGUUCCUUGAACCUACAACCUUCAUCGCUGCUCAGCGGCACACCCAGUGCCCAGCCGCCGGCUGCGGCAAUGGUGCCGACCCCCACACCCACCACACCAGCAGCAGCAGCGGCAGCAGCAGGAACUUCCUCGGGGUUGCCAGCAGCACAUACCAGCACCCACACCCCCAACACCACGUCGACAACCGCCAUCGCCACCGCCUCUCCAAGAAGCACCACGGAUGCGAUGACCGCUACGGCCUUGAACAUGGCAGCCAGGCGGCCGGAGAGUACCGUACCAGCAGCCGCGGACCUGCGGCCCCUCUCCCCGCCGGCGGUGCCUUGGUGGCGCUCGGAGGAUGCCGGCGCGAGCAGCAUGGAAGGCCGGCCCUAUGCGCCGUACGACACCCCUUUUGCCGCCCCUAGCUCCUACCACCUCGUUCACGCCAGCAGCUCCAGCUCCUUCUCUACAUCCCCCAGACGGAGCCCCAUCGAGGUCCUGGUGCGGACGGCCGCCUCCGUCAACUACCUGGGAAUGCUGCCUGAGGCUUUUCGAGCAGCGCUGCUGCGAGAGCGGCAGCCGGGUGACAUCUUUUGCCGUACGUUUCGCAAAAAGUUGGAAAGCACCGCUGUGGGACGAACGGUCAGAAAGACCACACGGUUUAUUAUGGUGGUUGAUGUCCAUGAUGAAAAGGCGACGACGCUCGUGCUGGUCAAACUCCGGUCAAAGGAGAUUUCCCGUGUUGCGUCCAAGGACAGCCUGGGUGGUACGGGGGCGUUGCUGUACAAGGCGGAGGUGGUUCCGGAUCCAGAGGACAGUUUUGAAGCGAUCUCGGAGCGGCUUGAUCGGCGUGCCGUCAAGGUGGGCGACAUUGUGAUGUGGAAAGAAAUUCCUGACGGUUGGGCCUUAUGGGACGGCAAGCCGCGGGAGGUGGGCGUCGAGUACGAGCAAGUCAGGUAG